This is a messenger RNA of Saccostrea cuccullata (small rock oyster), 1408 nucleotides long. RefSeq lists its product as uncharacterized. The coding region runs from base 100 to 1356 and encodes 418 amino acids. Lineage: Eukaryota; Metazoa; Mollusca; Bivalvia; Ostreida; Ostreidae. The transcript is spliced from 2 exons. The record is from RefSeq and is a predicted model, not a curated record.
UUUCUCGGACACUAUAUAAGGUACCAUGCAAGAGCACAAGUUUUCAUUAGGUGCCAAUAAAAGGAAGCAGACGAUAGAAGAAACACCGUGAGAAGCAAGAUGAAGUUGAUGUUUUGGGCGCUCCUUUCUGUAGUGGUUACAUCAGUAAUAUUCGCACAGACCGGAAAUGACAUAGUGGAUAAUGGUAUCACCGCUGGCACCGAGUUGGCCCAAGCCAUCGGCGAUAAGAAAUUUGCAUCCACCAUGGGGAAGCUGGCAACCAGAGUCGGUCCAUAUCUCGGAAUGGUUGGCCCUGCCAUUGGGAUCAUAGCAGCUAUAGCCGGUCUUCAACAAGAUUCCGCUGAACUGCAAUUCAUGCGUAACAUGUUGUCCCAAAUUGAUAAUCGAUUCGACAAAGUGGAUCAAAAAUUAGAUGAUAUCGCUCGCAGAAUGGACUGGAACCGUGCUAGAGUUCAGUUUUUCACCUUUGAAAAGAAAAUAAAUGCUAUGAAACUGGAAUUAGAGAAGCUCUACAAUGCCAGUGGUGAUGGGUUUACGAGCUUUAGGGAUACUUUUGUUACUGUUUAUGAAUGUGUUUACGAGAACAGCGCCCAAUUGUUAUACAGUCACAUCGUAUCCCAUGGUUCCACGUUUUCUAGCAACGUUCUGACGGAAGCGGUUAGGGCAAACCAACACGACCGGCGCGAUAUGCAAGCGUUCAUGUUGGGGCUGACCAAAGUUAUUCUUAUGGGGAGUCAGGUGGAAAUGGCGUACUAUAAAAUCAAACACCCCAACUCUCUCAAAGGCCACGAACAAAAAUGGACAGGUCAAAUCAACGAAAUGCGAAAGGCCAUGGAGAAGGUUGAUAGGGAUCUUACGAACAACUUCAAGGAUGUAGCCAUCAACGACGCCAAAACCAUUCUGACAAAUAACAGAGGUGCUUCCAAAUCAGAUGCAGCCAAAAAAGUGUAUGAUAAACUAACAACGAAAUUCUACUGGCGCAAUUGGUUUGUAGCAGUCUAUAAUGACAUCGCGGGCGGAAACAACCACUGGAUGUGGGCAUGUAAUGGUGGUCUAGUCUUUCGCCACAACGGCUUCAACUUAAUCAUAGCAAGCAACCCCACAGCAACCGGGCAUUUGAACGCCUCCUCGGCACGUAGUCUUCUGAAAAAUGCGAAAUAUUAUUCAAGGAAUUUUUGGGGUACAAAAUACUUGGAUGCUAAGGACAUCUUCAAUAACAUUAAGUUUACUCGGAGCUGUAGCAGCUAUACUGCUGUUGGAGUCGUGAGGACCAACGCUAACUUCUCCCCAAAAUACGCCAGCAAUCGAUACGUGCAGGAAAGACGAGGUCGCUACUACACCUUUAUGUUCCAUUAAUUUUGAUGGUGUUAAAUUUGUUGUCUGAAAUAAAAAUGGGUAUUAGCAUUCA